Molecule: messenger RNA, 5284 nt
Organism: Candoia aspera
Lineage: Eukaryota; Metazoa; Chordata; Lepidosauria; Squamata; Candoiidae
Product: zinc finger protein 91-like
Exons: 2
Coding region: 40-3411 (1123 amino acids)
Biological process (GO): negative regulation of transcription by RNA polymerase II
Cellular component (GO): nucleus
Molecular function (GO): DNA-binding transcription repressor activity, RNA polymerase II-specific; RNA polymerase II cis-regulatory region sequence-specific DNA binding
Source: RefSeq, a predicted model, not a curated record
AAGCCGUUCCAAAGGCUCAGCCAGAAAGAGAGAAAAGAGAUGCUUCCGAAUCAAGUGGACCCAAAAGGAGAUGAAAGAAACCAAUCAAAAAGUGGGAGGAAGAAAAGCUUCACUCUCCAGUGUGCUCCCAUUCAGGACUUGGUUGGCCAUGAAGAUGACAAAGAAAAAAGAAUGGAAAAGUGCAUAACGUUGAGUGGAAAAAUAUUUGAAGGUACAUUGGGUUUAAAUGAAGACUGCAGCAUUCACACAAAAGAACAGCAAUAUGAACACAUGGAGAGUGGAAACGGCUUCCUGUGGAGCUCUUUACUUACUCCCCAUCAAAGGGUCCACACAGGGGAGAAACUCUAUAAAUGCAUGAAGUGUGGAAAAAACUUCUGUCAGAUCAGUUCACUCAUCUCACAUAAAAGCAUCCACACCGGGGAAAAGCCGUACAAAUGCAUGGAGUGUGGGAAGUGUUUCCGUGAAAAUAGGUCCCUGACUUCUCACAAAAGGGUCCACACCGGGGAGAAACCAUAUAAAUGUAAGGAGUGUGGGAAGAACUUUAGUCAGAGCAGUUCCCUUACCUUCCAUAAAAGGGUCCACACAGGGGAGAAACCUUAUAAAUGUCUGGAGUGUGGAAAGAGUUUCAGCCAGAGCAGUUCCCUGACUUCUCAUAAAAGGAUCCACACGGGAGAGAAACCGUAUAAGUGCACGGAGUGUGGGAAGAGCUUCAGUUUGAACAGUACCCUUACUUCCCAUAGAAGGAUCCAUACAGGAGAGAAACCCUUUCAAUGCAUGGAAUGUGGAAAAAGCUUCACUGAAUCCACUUCCCUUAUUUCCCAUAAAAGAAUCCAUGCUGGGGAGAAAGCUUACAAAUGCAUGGAGUGUGGAAAAAGCUUCAUUCAAAUCGGUAAACUUAAUUCCCAUAAAAGGAUGCAUACAAGGGAGAACCCAUAUAAAUGCAUAGAGUGCGGAAAGAGCUUCAGAAUGAGCUAUUCCCUUAUUUUACAUAAAAGGGUCCACACUGGAGAAAAACCUUAUAAAUGUAUGGAGUGUGGAAAGAGUUUUAGUCAAAGUAGCAACCUUAAUUCCCAUAAAAGGAUCCAUUCAAGGGAAAAGUCCCAUAAAAUGAUCCACAUGGAAGAGAAGCCAUAUCAGUGCAGAUACUGUGGCAAGCUGUUCCCCAAAAGCAGUUCCCUUGCUUCCCAUAAAAAGGUCCACACAAGGGAGAAGUCGUAUCAGUGCAUGGAGUGUGGAAAGAGCUUCAGCAGGAGUGACAAUCUGUCGUACCAUAAGAGAAUCCACUCAAAGGAGAAACCCUAUCAAUGCCUGGAGUGUGGAAAGACCUUCAGUUUGAACAGUUACCUGUCUUUACAUAAAAGGAUCCAUACAGGGGAGAAACCGUACCAAUGCACAGUGUGUGGAAAGAGUUUUAGUCGAAGCAGUGACCUCAUUUCCCAUAAAAGGAUCCACAUAGUAGAGAAACCGUAUAAAUGCACAGACUGCGGAAAGAGCUUCAGCUGGAGCAGUAACCUGACAUCACAUAAGCGGAUCCACACGGGGGAGAAACCAUAUAAAUGUCUGGAGUGUGGAAAGACCUUCAAUAAAAGUGGCAACCUUUCUUCUCAUAAGAAGAUCCACUCAAAGGAGAAACCCUUUCAAUGCCUGGAGUGUGGAAAGACCUUCAGUUUGAACAGUUACUUGACGUCCCAUAAAAGGGUCCACACAGGGGAAAAACCGUAUCUGUGCAUGGAGUGUGGAAAGAGCUUCAGCCGAAGGAGUUCCUUUACUACCCAUAUUAGCAUCCAUAUGAGGGAGAAUAUGGGAGAUAAACCAUAUAAAUGCAUGGAGUGUGGAAAGAAUUUCAGAUGGAAUUGUCUGCUUAUUUCCCAUAAAAGGACCCACACAGGAGAGAAACCAUAUAAAUGCACAGAGUGUGGAAAGAGCUUCAGUCAGAGCAGUAACCUUGUUUCCCAUAAAACAAUUCACACUGGGGAAAAACCAUACAAAUGCAUGGAGUGUGAAAAGAGCUUCAGCAAGAACAGUUCCCUUACAUCCCAUAAAAGGAUCCAUACAGGAGAGAAACCAUAUAAAUGCACAGAGUGUGAAAAGUCCUUCAGUCGCAGCAGCCACCUUAAUUCCCAUAAAAGGAUACACACUGGUGAGAAACCGUAUAAAUGCACUGAGUGUGGAAAGAGCUUCCGUGAAAAUGGGUCCCUUACUUCCCAUAAAAGGAUCCAUACGGGAGAGAAACCCUAUAAAUGCAUGGAGUGUGGAAAAAGCUUUAGUCAAAGCAGUCAAUUGAUUUCCCAUAAAAGGAUCUACUCUGGAGAGAAACCAUAUAAAUGCACAGAGUGUGGAAAGAGCUUUAGUGAAAAUGGGUCCCUUACAAUUCAUAAAAGGAUCCAUACAGGAGAGAAGCCUUAUAAAUGCAUGGAGUGCGGAAAGAGCUUCAGUCAGAACAGCAACCUGAUUUCUCAUAGAAGAAUCCACACGGGGGAGAAACCAUAUAAAUGCACGGAGUGUGGAAAGAGCUUUGGGGAAAAUGGCUCCCUUACUUCCCAUAAGAGGAUCCACACACGGGAGAAACCUUAUAAAUGCAUGGAAUGUGGAAAGAGCUUCAAUACAAGCAGCAACCUGUCUUCCCAUAGAAGGAUCCACUCAAAGGAGAAGCAGUAUAAAUGCAUGGAGUGUGGAAAGACUUUUAGUCAGAGUUCUUCACUGAUUUCUCACAAAAGGAUCCACAGAGGGCAGAAGCCCUAUAAAUGCAUGGAGUGUGGAAAGAGCUUCAGAUGGAGCAGUCACCUUACUUCCCAUAAAAAAAUCCACACAGGGGAGAAGCCAUAUCAGUGCAGGGAAUGUGGGAAAAUAUUUCGAAAAAGCAGCUCCCUUAUUUCCCAUAAAAGUAUCCACACCGGAGAGAAACCCUACAAAUGUUUGGAAUGUGGAAAGAGCUUCAGGUGGAGCACUCAGCUUACUUCCCAUAAAAGGAUCCAUUCUGGUGUGCCAUACAAAUGUCUGGAGUGUGGAAAGAGCUUCAGUCAGGGAAGUCAUCUUAUUUCUCACAAAACAAUCCACACAGGGGAGAAGCCAUAUAAAUGUCUGGAAUGUGGAAAGAGCUUCCGUGAAAACGGGACCCUUAAUAUUCAUAAAAGGAUCCACACAGGGGAGAAGCCAUACAAAUGCCUGGAAUGUGGAAAGAGGUUCCGUGAAAAUGGGUCCCUGACUUCCCAUAAAAGGAUCCACACAGGGGAAAAACCCUACAAAUGUAUGGAGUGUGGCAAGAGCUUCGGGAGUAGUAGUAACCUUAAUUCACAUAACAGGAUCCACACCGGGGAGAAACCGUAUAAGUGCACGGAGUGUGGAAAGAGAUUCCGCCAGGAGAGUCACCUUACUUCUCAUACAAGGAUCCACUCAGGUAGUAAUCCAUAAAAAUACUAGGUUUAUUUGGUUCAGUUUGUACGUACUAGGUCUUUCUGGUCUGGAAUGAUACUUUCUCUGAAUACGUGGUGAUGCUAAAUUAAGAGAAGCAACUCAGAGGGUUUGUGCCUUACGUUUCUCAUGAGUUUCUUUCUUUCUGAUGCAUAGGAGAAUGAGAAUUAAAAAGCGUCAGGUGUGCUUUCAUCAAGCAUGAAAAAAGACGUUUGGGAAUCCAUGGGGCCCAAAAUAAAUAAAAUAACAUAAAAUCCUUCAUAAAGUAUUCAUGAAAAAGCAGUCCUUCACUCCUGAACGUACUAUGGUCGAGGAGCUCCUUCUCAUCAAACAGGACCAUAAACUGGGUAUCAGCCAGAUUUUAAAGAUGCUUAUAAAAUGAUAGAGCAAACAUGCAUCGGUUUUGCAGAUGAUGGGAGAUCAAGUCCCUGUAAGACAAAUACAGGAUACAAAGGAAUCUGGAAAGACAAAUAGGUUUGCCAUGAAAGCAACAAGUUCCCUCUUUUCCUUUUCUUUUUCUUCUGCUCUUCCUCUUUUUUUUCUUUCUUUGCUUUUCAACAGGACUUUCCCCUUCUGCAUUCUUUGUUGCACCAACUAGAGCUAAAUCUCACAUUGGUGCAGGCUGUUUCCUGCAGUUUCUGUUCAUCCAUCUAAAAGAGAAUUUGUACCGUAUUUUUCUCUAAGAAAAUUUAUUUGAAGUUUUUUUUUUUUUUUUGCUUAGAAGGCUUAAAAAAAUACUGCUUAUCCGCUUAAUUCCCUUAACCCUCUGUUCCACAUCACAUGACAGAGCCAGGCACACAUUGUAUUUUUUUACUUUGUAAAAACCUGGUUUUAUUUUUUUUUCCCUCUAUCCCAUCUUCUAUGGUCCCUUUUAAAUAAUUAUUCCUCUUGUUUUAGCUGCCCUGCCAUAUCCAAGAUAUAUUUUUUAAAAUGGUGUUUGACUUUGCAUUUGUUAGCCCUUUGCAGAGUUUAAUUUUAAUUUUAGGAGAGCCGCAUGUAUAGAAUGAAGGGAUUUAUUGGAAUGAAACUAAUGAAUGAUUUGGGCGGUGUGUGUAAGAAGGAAAGUAUUGAACUAAGAUGCCAGAUGAGACUGAUGGAAACCAACUGAUGGAAGAUGAGACAGUAAGAUGAAAUUGGACAGACAUGAGGAGGGUAGUUAUUGGUAGUUAGGAGGGAUGAGUAAUCAAGCCUGUGGUUGCUCUUGGACUUAUGCCCAAGGCCAAGGAAGUCUCUGCUCAGCCUUGGUGAUGUGUCAGUUGUGGCCCUAUCUGGGUCAAAAGACAGGGCAAAAGGGACUCUCACAAAUCACCAAAUAGGUGGACUGCUGUAAUGUGCUCUACAUGGGGUUGCCUUUGAAGACACCUUCAGAGCUACAUCUGGUACAGAAUUCAGUUGAAAAUGACAUUGUUGAAACCAGCUAUUGCAGAAUGACACCUAUUUUGGGGGUCAGCCUACAGGCUGCCAGGCCUAAUUCAAGGUGUUAUUACCUACAAAGCCCAGUUCAGAAUGGCCCAGGAUUACUUUAGGAACGGUUUAUCCAAAAUGUGUUAGCCCACCUGUUAGAUCAUCAAGAGGAGCCCUAUUUAGGGUACCAUACCAAUGUCAAGUGAAAACAUGGGCAGAAGACAGGCCUUUUCAGUGGUGGCCCCAACUCUGUGCAGCACACGGGAGAUAGAUUUGGCCUCUUUUCUCCUAAUCUUUAGGAAGCUUUUGAAACCCUUUAAGUGGGACUUUUAGGCCUAGACAGGAAGGAGGGUACCAUAUUUUCUUGUUUCUCCUGCUGUAAUUGUUAUAUAGUAAAUGUUUAAGAUUCUUGUGUACUGCCCAGAACUGUAUAAUUAGGGCAGUAAAAUGAAUAAACAACAUUUAGAGA